AUGGGUCAAUCCGUAGCCAAGGCGGAGGACUUCGCAUGGUCCUACACAGAAGAGCCACACGCGACGCGGUUCGUUGAAAACUCUGUGUAUUUAAAUCAGAAUAUAACCGUUUUGAGGCGGAAAGAGAUGCUGGAGAAAUAUCCGCAGAUCAAGCAGCUCUUCGGACAAGAUCCCGCCUUCAAAGUCGUCGUUCUGGCGAUGGUCGCCGCCCAAAUCACCUUCGCCUGGCUACUACGAGGUCAGUUAGAACUGAAAAAAAGAGAAAUAUUUUUUUAAAGGUAAGCAUUUCAAGAUCACUUCAAGUCUUUUCGUCAUUUUAAAAAUAAAUAUGUUGUCAAAUUUUGAGAGGAAAGCUUACCAAUCACCGUACCUUUAACAUGUCGAAGAAGGUUUGCAACUCAAGUUAUCAGCGCAUUUUCUAAAUAUGUCGCGAAAUUUAAUAUUUUUGUUAUUUUUGAUGAGGUGAUGAUUAAUGUUAUAAAAAACUGUUUAUUGCAUCUUCAAUGUAAGAAUACAUGUGCAAUCGACUUUCGCACAGCUCCUGCCGCCGUUUAAACACAGUUAAAUCAAUGUUAUAAGACAAUGUUAAAAAUACUCACCGAGAUAGGAGAAAAAUCAGAAGUGAUUAUAGUUCUGAACUGCGACCGCUAGUUCGAGUUUCUCAUAAGACACAAAAUAUACGGAUUUUCCGGAUUUUUUUCACUUUGAUUUUAACUCAAAAAAAAAUUUUAUCGCAAAGCACAGAUUUUACCCCAUUUGCUUAAUAGAUGUUCCUAAUUUUCGCGGGAAAAUUUUGAGCUCAAAAAGGCAAAUUCAAAAGAAUGUCAAAAGAUCAAAAGAAUGAUUGAAAACGGCAUUGAUUCUUGGAUCGUUACCUUUUGAUUUAUGAUAAAAUUUGUAUCAGAAUCAGAAUCCAUCAGUUGGGUUGCAGAUGCGGAUUGGUGGCUGAUCUUUCUGCAGGCCUACUUCGUUUCGGGAACCCUGAACCAUUCCCUGACGCUGGCCGUCCACGAAGUCAGCCACAAUCAGGCCUACGGCUGCAGCCGACCGCUCGCUGUUCGUUUUACCUAAUCUUUCCCCUCGGAAUCGGUCUUUCUUCAGAACCGCCUGUUCGGCUUUCUGGCGAACCUUCCAAUGGGAAUCCCGAUGUCCAUCUCGUUCAAGAAGUACCACCUCGAACACCACAGAAACCUUGGUCAGUUCAAUGGAUGGUACUUUUUCAGAAAUCAUUUCGGAGAUCAUUUUGGAGAAACCAAUAAAAAUAGAUUCCAUCUCUUUUUGAGCUCAUGAGUGCACGUAGAAAAUCAGCGAAACGUUUUCGUCAAACUGCGCCCGACCCUGAACGACUAACGCGCUUAUGUUUUUUGCGAAGCAUCAGAAAAGGCUACUGAUUUUCGAAUUAACUCUAGAAUUGUUACAAUCCAAACGCAAAUAGACGCUUUCCAUAUUCACGACAUUCAUUCACUUUCGGCAUGUAAAGUAUGAAUAUCUUGCUUUCUUCGAUCUCUAGCUUCAACGCCUUGAAAUUUCGUAACUUCAAUGACAUUUAGGGGAGGAUGUGAUCGACACGGACGUGCCGACGGAGAUCGAGGCUCGUAUUUUCCAGACUUGGUUCGGAAAACUUGUUUGGAUGCUUCUCCAGCCUCUUUUCUACGGUAUCCGUCCAUUUCUCAUCUAUCCGAAGGUAGGACUCUAAAUGGAUGACAUAUCAAAAAUACUCGCUUUUCAGUCACUGACGGACUUGGAGCUGGUCAACCUGGGCCUGCAGAUUGCCUUUGACCUGUUCAUCUACACCCAGUUUGGACCCAAGUCGCUGGCCUACUUGUUCGGCGGAAUGGUCGUCGGUCUCGGACUCCAUCCCUGCGCUGGACACUUUGUCUCCGAGCACUACGUCUUCCAGAAGGGACAGGAGACCUACAGGUUCUUCGGAGACGCAGACACUUGAAAAAUUUCUUGUUCAUACGAGAGAAAGGAAUUGUUUUUUGAUUGCUAAAACUCGAUCUCCGAUGGAUAUAUUUAUUCCACCUGUGAGAGCAGAUUUUGGAUUCAGCUUUUGUGUUAAACUAAACAAAAACUGAAUUUUGCGGUUUUCAUGUUAUUCAAGGUUCUUACUGGAAUAAGAUCAAUUAUUGCGGGAGAAUAAAUUGAAGGAAAAUCAAUACAUGUUCAAUCUCUUGUUCUGAAGAAGAAUGUUCAGCUACUACGGGCCGAUCAACAUGGUCGUGUUCAACGUCGGCUACCACGUCGAGCACCACGAUUUCCCGUUCGUCGCCGGCGUCAAUUUGCCCAAGGCAAGUCGAAACUGGCUCCCUUUUGGAUGACGUCUUCCUCUCCCACUCGUUUGCCUCUCGCUUCCUUGUAGUAAUCGAAACUUUCACCGGAAAUUGGUAACUCAAGCCGUUUGUUCUCCUUGGAACAAACUUUGACUCUGCUUUGCUGUCCCUUGUUUUUUUUUUUGGUCAUUUUUAAAGCCUCGGGUCAUUUUUCUGUAAUCUCAUCCAGAUCAAAAGAAGAAGUCGAGUUUUUUGAGAGAAGGAAAAAUAUUUUAGAUUCGAGAGAUCGCUCCAGAGUACUAUGAUAACCUGAAGGUGCACGAAAGUUGGGUCGGGAUGAUGUACGACUUCAUUUUCAACCCAAAAAUGACUCUCAGGUUCGAUUUUUUGUCUGGAAAAGCCGGCAAUAUUGUUUUCUCAUCAUUUUGAUGAACAAAUGCUAAAUUUUUCGGCCUGAAGGUAUCCGAUAAAAAUUUCCGAAAUAUUUUUUCAAUUUGGACUGUCAAAUUAAACUUUUGAGCCACCGAGAUAAUUUUUAGCUAGUUUCGAAGAAUAUCAAAAGUGCCGUCCAAAACCGUAUUAUUUUAGAGCAAGAAUAAAGCGAAAGUACGCGAAGGCCGAAGAGUUCAGAUUCUUUGGCGACGGACCCUUUGAGAGCAGCCACUUCUACAAUUCUUUCCAAAAGGUUCGUUUCUGACUCUUUCUGGAACUUGUAGCUUUUCUGAAUCAAGCAGGAAAGAAAAAGAUUGCUCAAUCGAGCCAAAAAUGAAUGAUUCAGGUGGUGUCGAUGGCUACGGGGCUCGGCGGAUCCGUGGUCAAGGCCAAAUGA
Caenorhabditis auriculariae is the source of this 3102-nucleotide messenger RNA. The record is from the annotation of a GenBank genome assembly. Lineage: Eukaryota; Metazoa; Nematoda; Chromadorea; Rhabditida; Rhabditidae.